GAGAGGCUAACACUGCGGGCUCGAGACUGUUUUUUAACUAAUUAAACUUGAUUUUAUUUUAUUUUAUUAUAUUUUAUCUCUGCGGGUUCAGCUCGAGUCCUUUUAUCUCCCUGAAGAAGUUUAUCAGAGUCAUGGCGGAGGACUGCGGCUCACUUAACCCCGCCAAGAGGAAGCCUCCAGCGGGGAGGAAGAGCCGACAGCUGCCGAGGAAGAGCUCCAGCAGCCGGGUGAGUCUGGAGAAGGUUUUGGGCAUCAGCUCCAUCAGCAGCAGCAGUUUGACCUCUGACCCCAACACAGGACUGAUCGCCUACCCUGCAGGGUGCGUGGUCGUGCUGCUUCAGCCCAAGAAGAACAAACAGACUCACAUCAUCAACACGUCCAGGAAGCCUUUCAGCGCUCUGGCCUUCUCUCAUGAUGGGAAACACCUGGUGACCGGAGAGAGCGGUCACAUGCCGUGUGUGCGUGUGUGGGAGGUGGACGGCGGCAGUCAGGUGGCCGAGGUUCAGACCCAUAAAUACGGCGUUUCCUGCGUAGCGUUCUCCACCAACAGCUGCUACAUCAUCUCCGUUGGUUACCAGCACGACAUGACCGUCAGCGUGUGGGACUGGAGGAAGGGUUCGAUCAUCGCCUCUAACAAAGUGUCCAGCAGAGUUUCGGCCGUCUCCUUCUCUCAGGACAACAGCUACUUCGUUACCGCCGGCAACCGACACGUCAAAUUCUGGUACCUGGACGCCUCCAAAGAGCGGCGGGUGAACAGCACGGUGCCUCUGAUUGGUCGGUCGGCGUUGCUAGGCGACAAUAAGAACAGCGUGUUCAGCGGGGUGUCGUGUGGGCGGGGCCUCAUGGCGUCCAGCACCUAUUGCAUCACCAGCUCUGGUCUGCUCUGUCUGUUCAACAGCAGCCGACAGCUGGAGGCCUGGGUCAACCUGAAGACGAAGUCGUCCAGCUGUCUCGUGGUCAGUGAGGAUCUGAUCUUCUGCGGCUGCUCUGACGGAGUCGUCCGAGUGUUCAGUCCGAGCAACCUGCAGUACGUCACCACGCUGCCCCGACCGCACCGCCUCGGCGUCGACCUCACCAAGACGGCUCAGCACAGCAGCGCCUCACCUGCCGGCCCUGAAGCUCAGUACCCCGACGCCGUGGCUCUGACCUUUGACCCCGCCGCCAGACACCUGACCUGCGUGUACAACGACCACAGUGUGUACGUGUGGGACGUUAAAGACGUGAGGAACGUGGGGAAGCUGUACUCUGCUCUGUACCACAGCAGCUGUGUGUGGAGCCUGGAGGUGUAUCCGGAGCUGUCAGACCCAGCUCAGGCCUGUCUGCCUCCGUCCUCCUUCCUCACCUGCUCAUCUGAUAACACCAUCAGACUGUGGCACACCGACCCCCCCACCGGCCUCAGAAACCUGUACAGCAACGACCUGCUGAGGAUCCUGUACGUUGGGGAGAACACGCAGCACCUGCAGGCGGAGGGAGAAGCAGCCGGAGCCGACGGGAAGGCCGGGAUCAGAGUGCUGGGGGUCAGUCCUGAUGGGCAACACCUGGCGGCUGGAGACCGCUGCGGGAACCUGCGGAUCUUUGGUCUGGAGUUCCUGGACGAGCUGGUGAAGAUCGAGGCUCAUGACUCGGAGGUGUUGUGUCUGGAGUUCUCUCCCUCCUCCACAGGUGUGAAGCUGCUGGCCUCAGCGAGCAGAGAUCGACUGAUCCACGUCUUCAACCUGGAGAAGAACUACAGUCUGGAGCAGACUAUGAACGACCACUCAGCCUCCAUCACUGCUGUUAGGUUCACAGGUGAGAGUCCGGAGGUGCGGAUGGUGAGCUGUGGAGCUGAUAAGAGCAUCUACUUCCAGACCGCUGAGCAGACGGCGGAGGGUGUGUCUUUCUGCAGGAGUCAUCACGUAGUGGAGAAGACGAUGCUGUACGACAUGGAUCUGGACUCCUCGAGGACUCACGUCGCUGCCGCCUGCCAGGACCGAAACGUCCGGGUUUAUAACGUGGAAACUGGGAAGCUGAAGAAGUGUCUGAAAGGUUCGUCCACUGAUGAAGGAGCCCUGCUGAAGGUCCACAUUGAUCCGUCAGGUUCAUACUUCGCCACCAGCUGCUCCGAUAAGAACAUCACCAUCUUUGACUACGAGUCAGGAGAGUGUAUCGCCACCCUGUUCGGACACUCAGAGAUCGUCACCUGUAUGAGGUUCAGUCAGGACUGCAGACACCUCAUCACUGUGUCAGGAGACAGUUGUGUGUUUGUGUGGCGGCUGGACUCCCAGAUGACCAGCACCAUGAGGAAGAGGCGGGGCCUCCACAGACCAGCUGCACCUGAAACCUUCAGCAGCAAACAGAAGAGCAUCAGGAGGGAAACCUUCAUCACCGCUCCGUCCUCUCUGCUGCCUCACACCGAGGAAGAGGAGGAAGAGCUCAGGACUCCAGGCAGACUGGACCCAGCUCAGGACGUUCGGCUGCUGCAGACCAACGGGAAGCUGCCCAUGUGGUUCAGGAAACUGCAGGGUCAUGGUGGAGUCUCCUCUGCCGUCCAAUCAGACGCUGACCCUGAGCCUCGCCAGGUGCGCGGUCGGUGGGCGGAGCAGCUGAACCCUCUGACCAUCUGCUCCCACUUCUCCCCGAGUCCCACCAAGAGCCAGGAGGAGGAGGAGGAGGAGGAGGACGAAGACUUCCACCCGCAGAGUCUGGACAGUCUGCUGGCAGAGGACGAAGAGGAGGAGGAGGAGGAGGAGGAAGAGGAGGGGAGAGAGGAGGAGGUGAAGGUGCUGCAGACUACAGGAGGCAGGAGCAGCUUCAUCCUCUACCCCAACACCUCCACCUCUGACAGGGAGUUUGAUGUUCAGGCUGAGGUCAGAGGUCAGGUGACGGGGCCUGUGUGGAGCAGUCAGCUGAGUCCAGACUCCGCCUGCUCAGAGGGGUCGGCAGGAAGUGUGGAGCAGCAGCAGGACGCUGACACUGACUCUCUGAGCCAGGGCAGCUCAGUGGGCAGUCUGGGUUUGGAGGACGACGACGACAGGAACUCUCUGAAGAACCACUUCGACACGCUGUGCUGCAACCUGUCUGACGAGAAGUUUGACACUGACCUGCGGACCCUGCAGCCUCUGGAGGAAAAACAGUUCCUGAACCCUCGACUCAGUAUCUCCACCCGCUUCCUGUCCCGCUACCAGGACCGGAUCAGGACGUGGCCGAGUAGAGCUCCGCCUCCUGUCUCCAUCCCAUCAAGGAUCUCAGAGGAGAACAGCAUCAGCAACACAUCGGUGAGCUCGACCUCCCGCAGGGAAGUGACAUCAUCAGAGUCGACUCAGAAGGAAAAGAGCAGCAAAGCGAGCAGCAGAUUGGUCCUAAGGAGAACUUCCUGCAUGAUUUCCCAGCAGCCUCGGUGUCGCCCAUUACGCCGACGACACACUGUGGUCGUCCACUGCCGAGAGAAGCUGGGAGGCGUCGCCGCGGCUCUGCCUGUGGCCCAGCAGGGGGCGCCGCCACCCGGACCCCAGGGAACCAGCCAGGACCCCCCCUCCUCCACAGACCUCCACCUGGACCAGACCAGCAGCGUCUUUCUGCAGGAAGCUGAGGCUGCUGGGAGCUCGGUGGCCACGCCCACUACGAUGAUGUCACCCAGCGAUGAGGACACGCCGACCAAUCAGAACCAAACCUUGAUCCUCAGCCCCGCCCCUUCCAUCACCCCCUCGGCCACACCCACUUCCCGUGACAUCAUCAGCCGGCCAGCUGAUCCAGGUGACGGUGUCAGUGAGGUCAUCAGCGUGCUGCAGUGUCAGCAGGUCGCCGACGAGCUGAAACAGACAGUGAGACACGCCGUCCACCUUUACACACAGCUCAGCUCAGCGUCUGGAGAACGGCAGCAGUCGGUGCUGCAGGAGGCGUUUGAUGUUGUUCACCUGGAGCUGCAGGCGGUGCUGCGGGGGGGCAGCGGCGCCCCCUCUGGUGACCUGCGGGACAGCGGCGCCCCCUCUGGUGACCUGCGGGGCAGCGGCGCCCCCUCUGGUGACCUGCGGGACAGCGGGGCCCCCUCUGGUGACCUGCGGGACAGCGGCGCCCCCUCUGGUGACCUGCGGGACAGCGGCGCCCCCUCUGGUGACCUGCGGGACGACAGGACGACGUCUCUGCUGGAGAAAUACUCCGAGCUGCUGGUUCAGAUGACCCAGAACAAACUGAACCGGGUCUGA
Scomber scombrus (Atlantic mackerel) is the source of this 4181-nucleotide messenger RNA. RefSeq names its product WD repeat domain 62 (gene wdr62). Gene Ontology annotation, molecular function: protein binding. The coding region runs from base 132 to 4181 and encodes 1349 amino acids. The record is from RefSeq and is a predicted model, not a curated record. The transcript has 33 exons. Lineage: Eukaryota; Metazoa; Chordata; Actinopteri; Scombriformes; Scombridae.